Messenger RNA from Styela clava, 1436 nucleotides. Its product is annotated as co-chaperone protein daf-41-like. The record is from RefSeq and is a predicted model, not a curated record. Gene Ontology annotation, biological process: protein folding; chaperone-mediated protein complex assembly. Gene Ontology annotation, molecular function: protein-folding chaperone binding; Hsp90 protein binding. Lineage: Eukaryota; Metazoa; Chordata; Ascidiacea; Stolidobranchia; Styelidae. Gene Ontology annotation, cellular component: cytosol; nucleus.
UUUUACAGCAUUAAUAGUUUACACUUUUCAAUAGGAUAUCUCUUCACACCUGCUCGAAGCUGAGAACAUUCAGAACUCUUUUUUGUUGUUAUUAAUUUUUCAUUUUCAUAAACCUCAGAACUAGACGUUGUAUUAUAUUCAAAUACAAAAUGUCUUCAGGAGAUUCAUGUGAAUAUGUCCCAACAAUAUGGGCACAGCGAAAAGAUUUACUGCUGAUAUCAUUUUGUGUCGAAGAUUGUAAAAAUCCAGAUGUGAAAUUCGAAGAAAAGAAAAUAAUAUUUAAUGGUCAGGGUGGAUCGUUAAACAAAAAAUAUCAUUCACAAUUAGAAUUAUUUAAAGAAAUAGAUCCUAAGCAAUGCACAGUGAAGAAAACAUCAAGGCUAAUAUAUGUACAAGCACAAAAGAAGGAAUCUGGUCCGUUCUGGCCAAGACUGUUAGACGCCAAAAUGAAGCAACAUUGGUUGAAAAUUGAUUUCAACAAGUGGAAAGAUGAAGAUGAAUCGUCAGAUGAUGAUACAGAAAUGGGGGGUAUGGGCAUGGGUGGGGGCAUGGGCAUGGGUGGUGGCAUGGGCAUGGGUGGAGGUCAACAACCUGAUCUUUCUCAGAUGCUACAACAGAUGGGAAGGGGAACUGGAAGCGCUGACUUUGGUGAUCUGGAUGAUGGCGAUGAUGAUGAAGGCAGUGAACCUGAUAGUGAUGAUGAAGACGUACCCGAUCUAGAACCCAGUGAUGCAGCUGAAAGUAAACCAACAGAUAACGGAACAACUGAAGAACCUACUCAAGUAAAAGCAUGAUUUCCUCAGACACUGACAUUCAAUGGAAGACUAUUGCUCGCCUAAAUCAUACAACAGACUCGAAACAAUGAGCUUGAAAUAGUGUUAUUGAUAUGUGGUUUUUGUGAUGCUACAACACUUUGAGUUUUGAUCUGAUUUUAGGUAAUAACAUGAUGUUUAUUGUACUGCGUCUCACUGAAUUCAAUUUAAUGCAUUACAUGUUAUAUAAUCUGGUUCAAAUAGGCAAAAAGUUUGGGUAGGUAUUCCAGACACGAGUAAUUGUUAAUAUGAAAUUCAGGCUUGUUCCUAACCACUGUUGGGCACAUUUUUGAUGUUUACGAUGUAAUGAAUUUGUAUGGCAAUUGAUAUUUCUGCUGUUGGCCGUGUAUGAUGUGUUUUUGCAUUAUGCUACUGGACUCCCAUAAAACAUGGCAUACAAUACUAAUGAUUUUUCUGCCAUUUGCUACUAUCAUCAUUUAAAAUAGCAAACUAUUGGAGCACCAAUGUGGAUGCUUUUGCCUUUACCUGACAUGUUUUUUUGAUUUGAAUAUCUUGUUGAAAAUAUUGCCUGACUACUGGAACCCCCAUGUUCAUGUAAAUGUUGUCCAUGGUUGUCGUUUUCAUUUUGACAUUGAACAAUAAUUAUUAAACUUUUGUAAUUAA